AUGGCCAACUCUUUGACGCCGUCCAUGGCAACGGCCCCCAUCCCUGCGAGUGGAGAAAGUUCAAUAGUCACUCCUGGCUUGCGCCGCUCAUGCACACUACCUCUAAAGCUGUCCGAUUCAAGCAGAAGAGCAUCCAAGUCGAGCGAGGAUCCUGUAAUCGAGACGUUGUUUGUACAUCAUUCCGCCAAAGUGGUCUCGUUCAGCCCGCCCUCCCACGUUUUGCGACGACCAACCACGCCUGACUAUGGAGCUGCUGAUCCAGAGGACCAGGUUGGCACACUGCCAUGGAACUCAACUGUGGAGAGGACAAUGGCGGCUGGUCCGUUGCGCCUCUACCGCGUCCCAGGUUCCGUCGCUUUCCUGACCUCUGGAAAGAUAUUGCAUCCCAUCCUUGCGAAAUCACAAUGCUGGUGCGUGGACGGGGAGACGAUAUUUGUACUUCGAAUUCGAACGGGCACCUACUACCGUAUUGAGCUCCCGAAUCACUCGAUAGAAGACCGAGAGAAGGCGGCCGAGCUCAAAGCUGUCCUGCCCAAGAUCCUACAAUACGAACAAACACCAUGUCCUUUUGCAAGAGAAUUCACAGUGACGCUGCCAGAGAGGCUGCCUGUCCGGAAGCGUCCAUGGCGACCUCGAGAGAAACCAAAACCGCCGCCGCAACAGAGUGAGACAGGGAAGGAACCCAGAGCCAGGCCUCUUUCUGGGCCAUCUUUGGACGAAACUGGUGGCGCAGAGGAGAGACUCACGCAAGAUCUAGACAGUGAUUCUACAGAGGGCUCGAUCGACUACCCCAACUACCGAACAACAGCCAGCCCGACGCAGGCGUUUGAGGAGAGCUCUCGACCACGGAUGCUGAAUACCGAGCGGUCCAUCACCGCGCCGCCAAUCUUGCAUGUCCAGCCUCCUUCGCUCCAGAAAGCGCCAUACCAGCCAGGUCGACGAUCAAGCACCGAAUCUGAGUCGUCGAGCGUUUCCUCCAGCGUGGAGUCAUUUCACUCUUUUCACAGCUCCCUCUCACUGCGCCCGCCCUCUCCACCAUUUUCUGCCACAACAUGGUCGACCGUACCAUCCGAAGAUGUCCCAACUACUGUUGAUCUUCCACAAUUCAAGCCUGAGGGUCUGGGCUCGCCCGAUUCAUCCAACGGUCCAAUGGCCCAACUUCCCGCAGUCCAGACCAGCAACACCAGGACUUCGCCCAAAAGUACAUCCCCUUUCGGACAGGAAGCCCAGGCAUCCGAAGAAGCAGACGAGCCCUACUACAACAGCUCUGACUCGGGCGCUGGGUCUGGUUCCGAAUUCUGGCCAGACUCUGCCUUCCCACUGCCGGUAGACGACCAACGCGAGCUCCGGCCUCGGCGGCGCAAAGUACCUUCCUCCCAUCCACGGCGCAGUCUCUCCCCCUUACCCCUGGCCGCGAAUCUCUUCACCCCGUCGGGCCAGGGCUCCGGGUAUCAUCUACCCACGGACGUUAUCCAGAAGACGUGUUCCCUGCUCUUCGGUCCACCCGUCCAUCUCAUCGCACUCAUGCUUAAUGUCGCGUCUAAAAUCGCCAAUGGCGCCGUCAAGGGCGUGGUAGUCACGCAUGGCGAACGCGGCGAACGGAUCCCCUGCCAGUGGGACUACAGCGACAGCGACGACGGCCCAGCUACCCAGGAAGACUGGCGCCCCGAGGAAGAAACUGACGAAGAGGACGAUUAUGGCAUCCCCCUGAGUAAUGGUGGUUCUUCGACUAAUCUUGCUGCUGCAAGAAGGGCGUCACAGGCAUCAGAUCACGGAUCAAUAGCUCCUGGCGUGUCGUCGUCAUCUGCUUCGUCCUUGGCUUCGUUUCCACUGGCACCGGAAUAG
Xylona heveae TC161 is the source of this 1845-nucleotide messenger RNA. RefSeq lists its product as hypothetical. Lineage: Eukaryota; Fungi; Ascomycota; Xylonomycetes; Xylonales; Xylonaceae. The record is from RefSeq and is a predicted model, not a curated record. The coding region runs from base 1 to 1845 and encodes 614 amino acids. Gene Ontology annotation, biological process: peroxisome inheritance. The transcript is spliced from 2 exons. Gene Ontology annotation, cellular component: extrinsic component of intraperoxisomal membrane.